Malassezia globosa CBS 7966 is the source of this 2370-nucleotide messenger RNA. RefSeq lists its product as uncharacterized. The transcript has 2 exons. Gene Ontology annotation, biological process: double-strand break repair via homologous recombination. Gene Ontology annotation, cellular component: cytoplasm; nucleus. Lineage: Eukaryota; Fungi; Basidiomycota; Malasseziomycetes; Malasseziales; Malasseziaceae. The record is from RefSeq and is a predicted model, not a curated record. Gene Ontology annotation, molecular function: ATP binding; ATP-dependent chromatin remodeler activity. Bases 1 to 2370 code for a protein of 789 amino acids.
AUGGAGGCUAUGAGACAGCGUCUUCUGGCGCAGCAGCUCGGAUUACAGAGCCCUACAUCUCAAAAUAAGCAGGCCGAAUCAAAGGAGCCAUCCACGCCCAAGGCCUCAAACAAAAGCGGGCCGUCUAUUCAAUCAUGGCGAUCUGAGCCGAAAGUGAAGAUGAUGCCAUUGUCUACACAGACAAGUGCGCCUUUUAUUUCUCCUGAAACCUCCAAAUUUGCAGUGGGAGCAGCAUCCAGCACACCGACAAAGGCAGCGUUGCUACGCCGAGGUUUCCCGGCUUCUCCAGGCUGGCCAUCUACUCCUAGUAAAACCGCUGAAAAUUCCAUGCAAAGCCCGCAAGUUGGAAUCUCGCCAUCAUCCAAACAUGUUUCCAGUGCUGAACGUGAAAAACAAUUGCGCUCCAUGUUGUCCGGUGUCGUGACUGUGAUGGAAAAAGUCGACAUGAGUCACUCGCGCGUGCCUGGCAUGCAAUGUACAUUGCUACCACACCAAGUGCAGGGAGUUGACUGGAUGUGUCGACGUGAAAAAGGGAAAGCCAGAGGCGGAAUUCUUGCCGAUGAUAUGGGGCUAGGGAAAACGAUUCAAAUGCUCGCAUUGAUCACACUGCACGGUUCAUUGGAGAAACUUCGAGCUCAAAGUGCUACUAAAGACGACAGUGACACAGAUUCAGAAAGCGAUGGAAAUCAUGGGAAUCUUGUUGGGCUCACAAGCAAGAUGGUCAUGAAUUCUGGGACAAAAACCACUCUGAUUAUUGCACCUGUGGCGGUCAUGGAACAAUGGCAGCGUGAGGCAGAAGAAAAAUCUGGGCAUAAACUUUCUGUUUAUAUUCAUCAUGGACCGCGACGCACAACACAUGUUGAUGCUAUGAAAAAAGUACAUAUUGUGAUCACUUCCUACUCGACUGCAGCAAAUGAGUAUGAUCAGUUUUUAAAGGCCACUAAAACGAAAGUGAAACCGCCUACUACUCGGAAACAAUCGCACUUGAGUCGUGAUACGGAUGAAAACAGCGGCUCAGACUCGGAGGAUCCAGAUUGGGGUAUGCUGAAUAGCGACCACGAUUGCGAUGACGAAAACGGUCUCAUGCUUGCUUCUGGUUCCACCGCAAAACGAGCCAACAGAGACCAAACUCGAUACCCAUUGUUUGAAAUGAAUUGGCUGCGUGUCGUUUUGGACGAAGCGCAGAACAUCAAGAAUCAUCGGGCCAAGUGUUCGCAAGCAUGCUACCAGCUCUCAGCUCGUGCUGCUGCGCGAUGGUGCAUUUCCGGUACGCCUGUGCAAAAUAACGCACUAGAAAUUUUUAGUCUCAUCCACUUUCUGCGGAUAUCGCCGUUCAACGAUAUGCGACAUUUUGAGGAGCAAAUUCACGAACCACUCAAAAGCGGCAAUCAGUCACAAGUUGAGCUUGGCCUUCAACGAUUGGGAAUCAUUCUCAAAUCCAUCAUGCUGCGUCGCACCAAGGAUGCUCAUUAUGAAGGGCGUCGCAUUCUUGAUCUUCCCCCUAGGAUUGUUAAAGUUGUGUCAAGAGACUUUAUGACUACUAGUGAACGAGACUUUUACCAUGAGCUCGAAGACCGGAUCCAAUCACACUUGGAUGCAAACAAAUCGCCGCAACUCAACUACAUGGGCGCCUUGGUCAUGCUCUUACGCCUUCGUCAGGCAUGCAACCACCCUGCCUUGGUGACGGGACGGAGCAGGCUUCCGGCAGAGGACGCAUCCGAACCGGUCGCUGAAGAAGAUGGACAAGAUGAAGACGAAGAACUCGCUGCCUUACUUUCCGGACUCUCGGUAAAAACACGCAAUUGUGAUAGAUGCCAGGUGCCACUUGAUGCAAAACAGAAAAAAAGACUCUGUACGGGGUGCGCAUCUCAGUCUGAGCAUGAAGAAAAGCACGGAAUCAUAUGGGGAAUGCCCGGCACUAUGUCAACAAAGUUGGACAUGAUGCUUAGACUCCUCGACGACUUCGAUAAUCAGAGCAAAGGCGACAAGACAAUCGUUUUUAGCCAAUUCACUUCUUUUUUGGACUUGGUGGAAGACGCACUUCGUGCGCGCGGAUACAAUUUCACUCGAUAUGAUGGUUCAAUGCGUCGAAAUGCAAGAGAAGAAGCGCUGCAAAGGAUACGAACUGAUGAUGGUGUGCGAGUAAUUUUGAUUUCAUUUAAAGCUGGCAGCACAGGACUGAAUCUGACAUGCUGUAACCGUGUGAUUCUUUGUGAUUUGUGGUGGAAUCCACAAAUUGAAGAGCAGGCCUUUGAUCGCGCGCAUAGACUCGGUCAAACAAAAAGCGUGUAUAUUUACAAGCUAUCAAUUGACGGAACGGUGGAACAACGGAUUCUUGCUCUUCAGACUUCCUCAACGUAUGUUGGCUGA